UGAUGACGUGUGCCGGUAAAGGCAAAAGCAGCUGAUUGCCUAUUGAUACGUAAUAGAUUGCCGAGCGCUGAGUGGUGGCAGGAGACGGAGCCAUGGAGGCUCUUUAUCAUCAGAGUAACAAACAUAUCCAUGAGGUCCAGUCUCAGAUGGGACACCUGGAGUCAUGUGACAAACAGUCUGUACAUCUCAUAGAGAAUGAAAUUCAAGCAAGAAUAGACCAGAUCUUCAGUAACUUGGAGCGAUUGGAGAUCCUGUGUAGCAAAGAGCCUCCCAGCAAAAGGCAGAAUGCCAAACUCCGGGUAGACCAGUUGAAGUACGACGUGCAACAUUUACAGACCGCGCUAAGGAACUUUCAGCAUCGGCGCUAUGCCAGAGAUCAACAGGAGAAGGAGCGCAAGGAGCUGCUGACACGGAGUUACACCACCAAUGAUUCAGAGACCUCAAUACACAUUGAUGAGACCCUCCAAUUAAACUCCUCUGUCCGUAACGCUCACCAAGGCAUAGACGACCUCCUGGGGAGUGGUACCAGUAUACUGGAUGGGCUGAGGGACCAAAGGAAGACCUUAAAGGGGGCCCAGAAGAAGAUUCUGGAUGUGGCCAACAUGUUGGGUCUGUCUAACACGGUUAUGCGUCUGAUUGAGAAGAGAGCAUUUCAAGAUAAGGCCAUCAUGAUUGGAGGCAUGCUUGUUACCUGUGUGGUCAUGAUUCUCGUCAUCAAGUAUCUGACAUGAAAGAGAGCCGAUUCAUUCAAAGCCAUGGACUAUCCCUCAGCCUGGUCUCUCCGCUGUCCCUCAUCUGCUGUGAAACAUCCCUGAAGCCACUAAUGACAGAAAGGGGGAGAGGCCGUUUAGAGCCCAAACAGACUUUUAACAAAGACAUUACCUGCUUCAUGAACGAAAGAUCUACAUAUUCUUUUAUGUAUUUAAUACUGUCUCCUGUUCAACUGCACAUUCGGUAUUAAAAAUCGUGUAGUACAGGAGUGUAAGCUUGCUGGUGAG
Nanorana parkeri is the source of this 998-nucleotide messenger RNA. It is a transcript of the gene GOSR2, whose product is annotated as golgi SNAP receptor complex member 2. The coding region runs from base 93 to 731 and encodes 212 amino acids. The record is from RefSeq and is a predicted model, not a curated record. Gene Ontology annotation, cellular component: late endosome membrane; Golgi apparatus; endoplasmic reticulum membrane. The transcript has 6 exons. NCBI's taxonomy places the organism in Eukaryota, Metazoa, Chordata, Amphibia, Anura, Dicroglossidae. Gene Ontology annotation, molecular function: SNAP receptor activity; SNARE binding. Gene Ontology annotation, biological process: intra-Golgi vesicle-mediated transport; vesicle fusion.